Malus domestica (apple) is the source of this 931-nucleotide messenger RNA. RefSeq lists its product as uncharacterized. The record is from RefSeq and is a predicted model, not a curated record. Lineage: Eukaryota; Viridiplantae; Streptophyta; Magnoliopsida; Rosales; Rosaceae.
CGCUCGCUCUCUCUCUCUCUCACCCCUGUCCUUCUUAGUUUUUUCCUUCGCAUCGAAAGUUCGGGAGACUUGACUGAGUCGGGGCCCCAAAAGUCUCGCGCGUCUCUGCCGCGGCGUCGCUUCGGUCUCUCCUCGUACAGACAUCCGACAUGGCUUUCGUUUCGUUCGUUGGACGCCUUCUUUUCGCCUCUGUCUUCCUCCUCUCUGCUUGGCAUGAGUUCAAUGAAUUUGGCGUGGACGGAGGACCCGCAGCCGAAUAUCUGAGACCAAAAUUCGAUGUUUUCUCAUUUCAUCUGUCAACUCACACUGGUGCGCAAGUGCCCAACCAAGUUGAAAUCAAACAUUUAGUGGCGGCGACGGUGGCAUUGAAGGGUAUUGGGGGUCUUCUCUUCAUCUUUGGUUCUUCUAUUGGAGCCUAUUUGCUGCUUCUGCAUCAGGCCAUUGCUACUCCUAUCUUGUAUGACUUCUACAACUAUGAUCCCGAGAAGACAGAAUUCAUUCAACUCUUUUUUAGCUUCACUCAGAACUUGGCAUUAUUCGGGGCUCUGCUCUUUUUCGUAGGCAUGAAGACAUCGAUACCAAAGAGACAACAAUUCAGGAAAAGAGCUCCAAAACCAAAAACUACAUGAGGAUUAAGGACGGAGCCUUAUUACACGUGGGUUUAGUUUCUGAUUUCACCUGACUGUUCCUUGAGGAAACUAGUUAUGUAUGCUGGUAUCUCUGUCUGUAUUUCGGUCUCUCUUUUCAGAAAUUAGGGAAACAAGAUUUUCGGAAAGUAGGAGCUUUUGUUUAUUUUGAGGGGUUUUUGUUUUGUUCUUGGUAUUACUGAGCCAGUUUGUUGUCGACGGUUGGAAGGUAAGUACAUUAUUUUUUGGUAUUUAUUCUAAGGAGCAACUUUUCUAUUUUUCGAUAUGAGAUCUUUAAUUAGUCA